This is a messenger RNA of Mytilus trossulus (common blue mussel), 859 nucleotides long. RefSeq lists its product as uncharacterized. The coding region runs from base 515 to 859 and encodes 114 amino acids. Lineage: Eukaryota; Metazoa; Mollusca; Bivalvia; Mytilida; Mytilidae. The record is from RefSeq and is a predicted model, not a curated record. The transcript is spliced from 3 exons.
AAGGAAAACGAUAUUUUAAUAGUCCCAAGAGACCAACCUUUGACCAAGAAGCGUCGAUAUCAAAGAUAAGUGCGUCAGAAAAGCAAUUAGUGUUUCAGAAAGAUUAUAUUUUAUAUUUCAUGGGAAAAAUAACCAGAUGACUGUAAAAAUUUGUUAAAACUAGUAAAAUUUGUAUAAUUGGUCACCUAUAAAAAUAAUAUUUAGAAAAGUUACUUAUAUAAGUAAUUUGUAAAAUAGCCUCGUUUUCAACAUUACUUAUAUAGGUAAUUUAAAAAGUUAUUUGUUUAAGUAAUGCCCCUGACUGUUAAAUGAAAAGUUUGCAAGAUAUAUUAAUUUUAUUUAAUUAUCAUACUUCAAUUCAGAUUCAAACAACUUUUCAGCACACAUUGAUUAUUUUACCGACAUUUGUUACACGCUUGCUUAAGAAAUGAUCUCCUUUGUUCAGCUGUAAUGUUCAGUAAGAUUAAUUUUCAAAUGAUUUUUUUUCAGAUAUAAUUCUGCAGAGAAUAAGGAGAUGUCCGAUUUCAUCAUUAAAUUCGUAAAAGGUCAAUAUCCUGACGAAGUGGAGGGGGUUGUAAGAGAAGGAAUAAAGACAAAUUUUGAAUCGUUCAAAGCAAAGAAACGAAGAGAAGAGACUGGUAAACAAGAAGAACAUAACAAGAAAAUGGCUGUGUACAGCAGAUUGAAAAGAAAAUUAAACAACAGAAAAAAGGCAUUAAAAGAAAUAUCCAGCAUGCCAAAAGAACAAAAAGAAACAGUUCUGCAAAGUAUGGAGAUACAGUAUAUGUCUUCUGAACAAUUCGAUUCAGAACUGAGACGAAGGGUCGUUUAUCGUCACACUUCUGCCUUGGAGGUCUGA